UCCCAGACCGGCCUCUUCUUUGGUUGAAGAUGGCGGCGGGCACGCGUGUGUCGAGCGGGCGCGAAGUGAACUCGGUGCCGGACGUCGGGGAGAGUCUGGGGUCGGCGGGCGGGCAGGGCUUUGACUUCCUCUGCAUGCCCAUCGUCCACCCGCGGUUCAGGAGAGAGUUCUGCUCGGGCCCGGCCAAGGAGAGGCCGGCGGCCCUGACUCGCUCCGACCUGCUGCUCUCCGGCCGCGACUGGAACACCCUCAUCGUGGGCAAGUUGUCGCCGUGGAUACAGGCGGACUCGGAGGACGAGCAGGUGCGCAUGAACUCGCAGGAGGCCCUGCUGCAGGAGCUGAACUUUGCGGCCUACCUCGGCGUGCCCGCCUUCCUGCUGCCGCUGCGGCAGAUGAACAACAGCAACCUGGCCAGGGUGCUGAUCAACCACCUGCUGACCGGGCACCACUCCACUGUCUUCUGGAUCCGGGUGCCACUCAUCUCCUGGGAAGACAUGCGGGAAGACCUGGUGGAGAACGAUCCGGUGCUGCGCUCGGAGGACAGCAGCGAGGAGGAGACCACCUGGUUGUGGUGGCACCAUUUCCGCUCCCUGUGCGACUACAACAAGAGGAUCGCGCUGGCCCUGGAGGUCGGGCCCGAUCUGCCCUCCGAAGCUAUCAUCGACCGCUGGGUCGGGGAACCCAUCAAGGCGGCCGUGCUGCCCACCAGCAUCUUCCUGACCAACAAGAAGGGCUUCCCCGUCCUCUCCAAGACGCACCAGAACCUCAUCUAUCGCCUCUUCAAGCUGGAGGUGCAGUUUGUGAUCACCGGGUCAAACCGUCACUCAGAGAAGGAGUUUCGCUCCUACCUGCAAUACCUGGAGUAUCUCAACCAGCACCGACCUCCACCCAACUCCUACGAGACGUUCGCCAAGGGCUACGAGGACUACUUGCAAUGUCCUUUACAGCCGCUGAUGGAUAAUCUGGAGUCUCAGACCUAUGAGAUUUUUGAGAAGGACCCCAUCAAAUACUCGCAGUACCAACAGGCUGUCUACAAGUGUCUGCUCGACAGAAUCCCAGAGAGUGAGAAGGACACAAACGUUCAAGUCCUGAUGGUGCUGGGAGCAGGCAGGGGGCCCCUGGUCAAUGCCUCGCUGCGAGCUGCUCGACAGGCCGAACGGAAGAUUAAGGUCUAUGCCAUUGAGAAGAAUAUCAACGCCAUCGUCACCCUCCAGAACUGGAAAUAUGAGGAGUGGGGGGACCAGGUGACGGUGGUCUCCUGCGACAUGAGGGACUGGCAGGCCCCUGUCAAAGCAGACAUCAUUGUCAGUGAGCUACUGGGCUCCUUCGGUGACAACGAGCUGUCGCCCGAAUGCCUGGAUGGAGCGCAGAGGUUCCUGAAGGAGGAUGGAAUCAGCAUACCCAGUGAGUACACCUCGUUCCUUGCCCCCAUCUCCUCAUCCAAGCUUUACAACGAGGUGCGUGCCAGCCGGGAAAAAGAUCGAGAUCCCGAGGCGCAGUUCGAGAUGCCCUAUGUGGUUCGACUGCACAAUUUCCACCAGCUGGAUGCCCCUCUGCCCUGUUUCAUUUUCACCCACCCGAACCGAGGUGUCUUCAACAACAACCGCUACAAGUGCCUGGAGUUUGACAUCAAGCUGAACACUGUGCUGCACGGGUUUGCUGGUUACUUUGAGACCAUCCUGUACAAGGACGUGAUGCUGAGUAUCCGCCCGGAGACGCACUCCCCGGGCAUGUACUCCUGGUUCCCCAUUCUCUUCCCCCUGAAGCAACCCAUCCCCGUAAAGGCGGGGGAAACGGUGUGCGCUCGCUUCUGGAGGUGCGCCAACCCCAAGAAAGUGUGGUACGAGUGGGCCGUGACUUCUCCGGAAUGUUCCGCAAUCCACAACCCCACUGGCAGAUCCUACACCAUUGGUCUGUGAGGCAGUGAGGUCAUUGACAUGUUUGUGUGCGUGGGGUAGUUGACAAGGCUUGGCCCUUAACUAGUGCUGCUAAACUCUUAACGGUCUUGAGGGUUUACACUGCGUGACAUGUUGACCUGCUAGAGGGUAGAUGGGAAUGUAAUGUGGGAGGGUUCGAGUGGGAUACCAUGUUACUCUUGCCCCCGUCUGGGGAUAUGUGAAGAUCCACUGUGUUAUUGACUUAUUAAACUGAUUUGACAGCAAAGA
Molecule: messenger RNA, 2165 nt
Organism: Amblyraja radiata (thorny skate)
Lineage: Eukaryota; Metazoa; Chordata; Chondrichthyes; Rajiformes; Rajidae
Gene: prmt5
Product: protein arginine methyltransferase 5
Exons: 1
Coding region: 30-1919 (629 amino acids)
Biological process (GO): peptidyl-arginine N-methylation; regulation of DNA-templated transcription
Cellular component (GO): cytosol; nucleus
Source: RefSeq, a predicted model, not a curated record